Balaenoptera musculus (blue whale) is the source of this 2715-nucleotide messenger RNA. RefSeq names its product REX4 homolog, 3'-5' exonuclease (gene REXO4). Gene Ontology annotation, molecular function: 3'-5' exonuclease activity; nucleic acid binding. NCBI's taxonomy places the organism in Eukaryota, Metazoa, Chordata, Mammalia, Artiodactyla, Balaenopteridae. The transcript has 8 exons. The record is from RefSeq and is a predicted model, not a curated record. The coding region runs from base 363 to 1610 and encodes 415 amino acids. Gene Ontology annotation, biological process: DNA catabolic process; rRNA processing. Gene Ontology annotation, cellular component: nucleus.
CCAGGCCGGCCCUCGGGGAGAUCCCGGGCUUACGCCAACCCGAUCCUGGGCCGCUGACCGCGGACGCCGCUCGCCGGGGUGGCAGCCCUUUUCCUUGGGGGCCAAAGAGCCCCGCCCUGCUCCCGGCCGUGCGGAACCAGAGGCGAAGGCCCAGUUUCCAGCAGGUCGGGGAGAGAAGGGCACUUCCGGAGAUCGGCGCUCACGUGCGGAGACCCGCGUGGGACGGCUUCCGGGGUCCCGGGCGCUGGUGUCCCCGCUGCCGGCGAAUUGGGGUCCGGCGGGACCUGUGCUCGGCGGGCAGAGCUCGGCUCCGGGGCCGCGGCGCCGCCGUGGAUGGGCGCGGGGGCCGGGACGGUGCCGGGAUGGCGAAGGCGAGGGUGCUGGCCCCCGAGCGCGACCCGGGCGACCCCGCGCCUGAGCCCGGGCUCGUCAAGAAGCCGAAUCGGAAGAAAAACAGGAAGAAAAGAUUCUGGAAGAACAAAGCGCGAGAAGCAGGCAGAAAGCCGGGAAACGGCCCCGGCGUGGUGAUGGUGCGACCUCCAAAGGCACCGGAGGACUUUUCCCAAAAUUGGAAGGCGCUGCAGGAGGAGUUGCUGAAACAAAAAUCACAGGCCCCGGAAGAGCCUCUUGUUCUCUCUCAGACGGAUUCCAAAAAGCAGCCCCAAAGUGUCCAACAAAACAGGAAAGUGAUCUCAGAUAAAGCAAAGAGAGAUGAGAUGGGGACAGAAAACACAGACCCCAAGGCCGCAGGGAGCUCUGUGCCCUCAGGAUGUCUGAUGAACAGGAAGAUCCGGGCACAGCGCAAUGAGAAAGGAGCGAAGAAAAGGACCAAUGAUGACAUUUCCCCGAAACGAGGAGAAGUCAAACGUAAGAAGUGGAAAGCUGAGGAGGUGACCGCCACCUUGCCUCCGGCCCCGCCCACCGACGAAGACAUCUGGUUUGACGACGUUGACCCAGCGGACAUCGAAGCAGCCAUCGGCCCGGAGGCAGCCAGGAUAGCGAGGAAGCGGCUGGGUCAGAGCGAGAGCAGCAUCACGCUGGUGAAGGAGCGGGCCUUCGGCGGCCUGACGAAAGCCUUAGCCGCGGACUGUGAGAUGGUGGGCACGGGCCCCAGGGGGGAGGACAGCAUCGUGGCCCGCGUGUCCCUGGUGAACCAGUACGGGAAGUGUGUUUACGACAAGUACGUGAAGCCAACCCAGCCGGUGACUGAUUACAGGACGGCGGUCAGCGGGAUCCGGCCCGACGACCUGGCGCAGGGAGAAGAAUUUGAAGUCGUCCAGAAGGAGGUGGCAGACCUGCUGAAGGGCCGGAUUCUAGUCGGACACGCGCUGCACAACGACCUGAAGGCGCUGUUUCUCGGUCACCCGAAGAAGAAGAUCCGGGACACUCAGAAGUACAAACCUUUCCGGAGCCAAGUGAAGAGUGGACGGCCGUCUCUGAAGCUGCUUGCGGAGAGAGUCCUGGGGCUCCGGGUGCAGCAGGCAGAGCACUGCUCGAUUCAAGACGCGCAGGCAGCGAUGAGGCUGUACGUCCUGGUGAAGAAGGAGUGGGAGAGCAUCGCCCGAGACAGGCGGCCCCCGGCCUCCAAGGCCCACGGUGACGCCGCCUAGCAGGAGCCCCGUCCUGUGCCACACCCACGCUCACGGGCAGCUGUGACCAAGGCACCGGACAGAUGGAGGCCCCCCCGAGCAGUGACCCUGUGGAAAGGUGUCAGAAUCACGGCAGCAGGGGCGCGCGGCGUGCUCGCUGCUGAGCAGAACGUCUCCCGUCUGGUUGUGGCAUCUGAGACUCAUCCCCGCACGUGGGACGGGAGGAGGGGCUGUCCCUGGGGGCUCCCCGGGUCCCAGGACCAGAGGCGCCUACUUGUCCCCAGGUCUGCGGCGCCUUCCCCUGAGGAGGCCCCUUUCCCUCGUUGCCUUGGCCAACGGAAAGGAAAGAACUCCGCGGACUCGAGCCUGGACUGCGCGGCUGUGGGCAGCCCGGUGGCAGCCUCGUCGAGGGGUUUUCAGUGGUUCCUUUCUCACCCCCUGCACACAAGUUUAAACUGCGGGUCGGGGCCCACAGCCGGCGAGGGGAGCUCGGGCUGCCCAGCGCGGUGACGACGGUUCUCCGCAGAGGUGGGCGCCUCCCCGACUAGGGUGGACGUUCCGACCACGGGCGGGCCCGGGUGCGGGGGGCUCUCUGGCACAGGAGCAGCCGGUUGCAGUGAGUGGAGCGUGUGACACGCCGGGCUGUACUGAGCCCCCGCCAGCUGUACAGAAAGUCCGAACCCACAGAGGAGGUUGUGUGACGUAAACGCAGGUUUUUACUUGAGCUGGAGCUUGUGAAGGCUCAGUGUCUGAGGGGACUGCUGUGUCCCCCUGCUGGUCCUGGGUGACACCUCUCCCUGACCCCCACCCCUAAGGAGACGCCCUGCGGCACUGGGCGCCCCGGCAGGUACAGCAUGAGGAGAGAGAGGCGGAGCUCCCCGGGCGGCUGCCUGGGGCAGGCCUACUGCCCGCCGUCGGAGCUGCGCUGCGAGGCCUCUUCCAGCUUCUGAAGCACACUUUGUGCGUAAGAAACCAGCUCCUGGAAGGAGAACAGUAGGUCACCUGUUUCCAUGGACGGUCUCGUUACUCCAAUAACGAGUAAUUUCUGUUACUUAAUUUGCUCUUUGAAGAGGUCUCACUGCUCCUCCCCUCCAGGGUUUACUCCGGCCCAGUGUGGACACGGGCG